Ascochyta rabiei is the source of this 582-nucleotide messenger RNA. RefSeq names its product 2',3'-cyclic-nucleotide 3'-phosphodiesterase. The record is from RefSeq and is a predicted model, not a curated record. The transcript has 2 exons. Gene Ontology annotation, molecular function: 2',3'-cyclic-nucleotide 3'-phosphodiesterase activity. Bases 1 to 582 code for a protein of 193 amino acids. Lineage: Eukaryota; Fungi; Ascomycota; Dothideomycetes; Pleosporales; Didymellaceae. Gene Ontology annotation, biological process: cyclic nucleotide metabolic process.
AUGCCUGGCUCGUCUCUAUGGCUUCUUCCACCGGAUGCGCAUCCGUUGAACGAUGUGCUUACCUCCCUGAUCAAGAGAACAGCCACGCGCUAUGGCUCGUCAGACCUUUUUAUCCCACACGUAACACUUACAUCGAACAUCUUGCCCUCGACUUAUGAAGCGGAGCCCCAGAAAUGGCUUGACUCUCUGGAUCUCCCAGCAGGGAACGAAGUCCAGGUGGAGUUCGAAAAACUGAGCAGCGAGGAUGUUUAUUUUCGCAAGCUCUACAUCAAGUGCCAAAAGACCGCCGGACUGAGAGCGCUAGCAAAGGCCUGCAGGGAGCAGGCUGUUGAUCAUGGAGAUAAAGAAACAGCAAGGAGGUGGGCAGAUGAGGUGUACAAUCCGCACACAAGCCUACUGUACUACGACUGUCCACAAAUCAGUGCGAAAGAACUUGGAGAGACAAGCGAACUCUCUCGGGAGGAAGGCAUCGACCUUGUAGAGCGAAAUGAGGGGUCGUCUUGGACUGGUGGUCGCGUUGUACUAGUAGCUACCGACAAGCCAACUACUGAAUGGAAGCCCAUCGCCGAGAGAGUAAUAUGA